UCCUCCUGAGCAGGCAAGCGGGGCCUGAGGGCGGUGGCGGCUGGGGGCACGGGUCCCCUGAAGUUGCCUCGCAACCGAGCACUGGACCCGGUCUCUCCCUUCCCAGGGGGCCUUCGGCAUCACUGUAGGCUUCCUAGGGGUCCCCUAAGUGCUCUGCAAACCGCGGCUGGAAGUUUCCCACUGCAGGAAUCAGUAUACGAACAGGGAGAACACAUAGGGCUUGCUUUAUGCUAGAAACACAAGCAUCUUUCUUCUUUAUUAGAAAGAAAUGCAUUCUGUGUUUCUGAGAAAGGAUUUGUGCCAGGCGCUGUUUCUGGUGUAUGUGGAGGCCAGUAUGAAGCUGAAAAAGCAGGUGACAGUGUGUGGGGCUGCUAUCUUCUGUGUGGCAGUCUUCUCGCUCUACCUCAUGCUGGACCGAGUGCAGCAUGAUCCCACUCGACACCAGAAUGGUGGGAACUUCCCCCGGAGCCAAAUUUCUGUGCUGCAGAACCGCAUUGAGCAGCUGGAGCAGCUUUUGGAGGAGAACCAUGAGAUUAUCAGCCAUAUCAAGGACUCCGUGCUGGAGCUGACAGCCAAUGCAGAGGGCCCGCCCGCCAUGCUGCCCUACUACACGGUCAAUGGCUCCUGGGUGGUGCCACCGGAGCCCCGGCCCAGCUUCUUCUCCAUCUCCCCCCAGGACUGCCAGUUUGCUUUGGGGGGCCGGGGCCAGAAGCCAGAGCUGCAGAUGCUCACUGUGUCGGAGGAGUUGCCGUUUGACAACGUGGAUGGUGGCGUGUGGAGGCAAGGUUUCGACAUCUCCUAUGACCCGCACGACUGGGAUGCUGAAGAUCUGCAGGUGUUUGUGGUGCCCCACUCUCACAAUGACCCAGGCUGGAUCAAGACCUUUGACAAGUACUACACAGAGCAGACCCAACACAUCCUCAAUAGCAUGGUGUCUAAGCUGCAGGAGGACCCCCGGCGGCGCUUCCUCUGGGCAGAGGUCUCCUUCUUCGCCAAGUGGUGGGACAACAUCAAUGCCCAAAAGAGAGCGGCAGUCCGAAGGCUGGUGGGAAACGGGCAGCUGGAGAUUGCGACAGGAGGCUGGGUGAUGCCGGAUGAGGCCAACUCCCACUACUUUGCAUUGAUUGACCAGCUCAUUGAAGGACAUCAGUGGCUGGAGAGAAAUCUUGGUGCAACCCCCCGCUCUGGCUGGGCAGUGGACCCCUUUGGACACAGCUCCACCAUGCCUUACCUGCUGCGCCGUGCCAACCUCACCAGCAUGCUGAUUCAGAGAGUGCACUAUGCCAUCAAGAAGCACUUUGCUGCCACCCACAGCCUAGAGUUCAUGUGGAGGCAGACAUGGGACUCGGACUCCAGCACAGACAUCUUCUGUCACAUGAUGCCCUUCUACAGCUAUGACGUCCCCCAUACCUGUGGCCCGGAUCCCAAGAUCUGCUGCCAAUUUGAUUUCAAACGCCUGCCUGGUGGGCGCAUCAACUGCCCUUGGAAGGUGCCACCCCGGGCCAUUACAGAGGCCAAUGUGGCAGAGAGGGCAGCCCUGCUCCUGGACCAAUACCGGAAGAAGUCCCGGCUGUUCCGAAGCAACGUCCUCCUCGUGCCUCUUGGAGAUGACUUCCGAUAUGACAAGCCCCAGGAGUGGGAUGCCCAGUUCUUCAACUACCAGCGGCUCUUUGACUUCUUCAACAGCAGGCCUAACCUCCAUGUACAGGCCCAGUUUGGCACUCUUUCUGACUAUUUUGAUGCCCUGUACAAGAGGACAGGGGUGGAGCCAGGGGCCCGGCCUCCAGGGUUUCCUGUGCUGAGCGGGGAUUUCUUCUCCUAUGCGGACCGGGAGGAUCAUUACUGGACAGGCUAUUACACUUCCCGGCCCUUCUACAAGAGCUUAGACCGAGUCCUGGAAGCCCACCUGCGGGGGGCAGAGGUUCUGUACAGCCUGGCUGCAGCUCACUCCCGCCACUCUGGCCUGGCUGGCCGGUACCCGCUGUCUGACUUCACCCUCCUGACGGAAGCUCGGCGCACAUUGGGGCUCUUCCAGCAUCACGACGCCAUCACUGGCACUGCCAAGGAGGCCGUGGUGGUGGACUAUGGGGUCAGGCUUCUGCGCUCCCUUGUCAACCUGAAGCAGGUCAUCAUUCAUGCAGCUCACUAUCUGGUGCUGGGGGACAAGGAGACCUACCACUUUGACCCUGAGGCACCCUUCCUCCAAGUGGAUGACACUCGCUUAAGUCACGAUGCCCUGCCAGAGCGCACAGUGAUCCAGCUGGAUUCCUCGCCCAGGUUUGUGGUGCUAUUCAACCCGCUGGAACAGGAGCGGUUCAGCAUGGUGUCCCUGCUGGUCAACUCGCCCCGUGUACGCGUCCUUUCGGAGGAGGGUCAGCCCCUGGCCGUGCAGAUCAGCGCACACUGGAGCUCUGCCACUGAGGUGGUCCCUGAUGUCUACCAGGUGUCUGUGCCUGUCCGCCUGCCAGCCCUGGGCCUGGGCGUGCUGCAGCUACAGCUGGGCCUGGAUGGGCACCGCACGCUGCCCUCCUCUGUGCGUGUCUACCUGCACGGCCGGCAGCUGUCUGUCAGCAGGCACGAAGCGUUCCCUCUCCGCGUCAUUGACUCUGGCAGCAGUGACUUCGCCCUCAGCAACCGCUACAUGCAGGUCUGGUUCUCAGGCCUUACUGGGCUCCUCAAGAGCAUCCGAAGGGUGGAUGAGGAGCAGGAGCAGCAGGUGGACAUGGAAUUCCUAGUCUAUGGCACCCGUACGUCCAAAGACAAGAGUGGAGCCUACCUCUUCCUGCCCGAUGGCGAGGCCAAGCCCUAUGUCCCCAAGGAGCCCCCUGUGCUGCAUGUCACUGAAGGCCCUUUCUUCUCAGAGGUGGUUGCAUACUAUGAGCAUGUUCACCAGGUGGUCCGGCUUUACAAUCUGCCAGGGGUGGAGGGGCUGUCUCUGGACAUAUCAUCCCUGGUGGACAUCCGGGACUACAUCAACAAGGAGCUGGCCCUGCGCAUCCAUACAGACAUCGACAGCCAGGGUAUCUUCUUCACAGACCUCAAUGGCUUUCAGGUGCAGCCCCGACGGUAUCUGAAGAAGCUCCCCCUCCAGGCCAACUUCUAUCCCAUGCCAGUCAUGGCCUAUAUCCAGGACGCACAUAAGCGCCUCACACUGCACACUGCCCAGGCCCUGGGUGUCUCUAGCCUCAAAGAUGGCCAGCUGGAGGUGAUCUUGGACCGGCGGCUAAUGCAGGAUGACAACAGGGGCCUAGGCCAAGGGCUCAAGGACAACAAGAGAACCUGCAACCGUUUCCGCCUCCUGCUAGAGCGGCGAACCGUGGGCAGCGAGGUCCAAGAUAGCCACUCUACCAGCUACCCAUCCCUCCUCAGCCACCUGACCUCCAUGUACCUGAACACCCCGGCGCUCGCUCUGCCUGUAGCCAGGACGCAGCUCCCAGGCCCUGGUCUGCGCUCAUUUCAUCCUCUGGCUUCCUCACUGCCUUGUGACUUCCACCUGCUCAACCUACGUACGCUGCAGGCUGAGGAGGACACCCUGCCCUCAGCGGAGAUGGCACUCAUCUUACACCGCAAGGGUUUUGACUGCGGCCUGGAGGCCAAGAACUUGGGCUUCAAUUGCACCACAAGCCAAGGCAAGGUAGCCCUGGGGAGCCUUUUCCAUGGCCUGGACGUAGUAUUCCUUCAGCCAACCUCCUUGACAUUGCUGUACCCUCUGGCCUCCCCAUCCAACAGCACUGACGUCUAUUUGGAGCCCAUGGAGAUUGCUACCUUUCGCCUCCGCUUGGGUUAGGGCUUCUUGUGGCCUGAAGAGAAAAUUCAUUUACAGAGAUGUCCUCUUAACAUGAAGAUCAUUGGACAGGCCACAUGGGUAUCCCAUCCCGAUCUGCCUCCCAGAACUGUGACACACUGGGCUCUGCCCUCAUUUUCUGUUUAUUGCUGCUGCUGUGUUUUGGGGGCAACCCACAAACCCAGUGAUGGGUAAAUAGGGCAGAUGUCAGUGAGAUCAGGGAGAGAAGGCCCUUGGUCAGAGUGGGCAGUGCCAGGCUCUGCUUCGGGUUGUGAGUGGACACCCAACUGGGCACAGGCUCAGGCACCCAUCCUUUUUCCAAAAGGGGAUAUAGGAGAAGUGGAAGCAGACAGAAGACGGAGGCUAAGUGGGUAACAGCCUGGCAUCAGGGUCACCGUGGGCAACAGCCAGCUCUAAGGGAAUCCUGUGGUUACGUAGAGACUCCAUGUCCUGGUGUGAUGAGCAGGAUCAGAGUGACUCUGGGAGGACAGGGAUGGGGACCCAGAGUUAGCAAUGGGGGUGGAGCAGUAGAAGGAAUCACUGUUUCUCCUAGGAGUCUGACGGCCUCGCUGCUUUCUGUGAUGGCUUUGCUGUAAGUGCCGCCUGGCCUGCAUGCAUUGGCUAAGAGGCUGCAGAGUGGCAGGAAGGACUCGCUAGAGAUUGUCAUGGCCAGAGGUCAUAGGUCACUUCAGGUAGCAAGACCCCUGGCAAACUAGGCACUUGGCCUAUGUACUGAUUUGUGGGGUGGUGGCAGGGGCAUGGGGUCCUCCACUCUGCCUGAAUCCUCUUUGGCUUCUAUGCUCUGUACACUGCUGUCCCCAAGAGCUCGCUCUUAUUAUGGCAGGGGGUGGGGAUUGGUCCUGCUUUCUUUCUCUGGAAAGGAAAGCCUCCAAGACCCUAUGUGCUUGGGCAGCUUGAGAAGGCGUUCAGCAUCACGCCUAGCAGGCAGGCCUUAAAGCUUCACCUUUGGUCUAUCCUGCAGAGGUGUUCAGUUACUGGCACAGGGGACUAGGGAUAUGUAGAGUAUAUGAGGAGGCAGUAUGGCUGCGCAGGAGCCUUCAUUUCAGCUUCAAUUAAUAAAGAAAAUUUUAUGAUAGCUCUAUAGAUGCUGAAAAGAUAAUUUGGUAAGAUUUAAAAUCCAUCCCUUAUUAAAACUCUUAGUAAAUUAAGUCUGGAAAGAAACACCCUAAUCUAGAUAAAGGUCUGUUUCAGAAACCAACAGUUACUGGCAUUCUGAAGAGUCAAACGCCACAGGCAUUCUCAUUAAAGUCAGAAACUAGCCAAGGGCAUGCUAUUAUUCAGCAAUGUCCCGGCACUACUAACCCCUGCAACAAGCCAAAUGAGGAAAAUAAGGAAGAAUUAUAAUUGUCAUUAUUUGUAGACAAUAAAACUGCCUACCUGUAAAACCUAAGAAUCAACUGAAGACCUGUUAAGAGUAUUCUGUAAGUCGACCCAAUGAUAUACAUCAUGUUCCUGUCCACAUACUGGUUUUCCCCA
Mandrillus leucophaeus (drill) is the source of this 5281-nucleotide messenger RNA. It is a transcript of the gene MAN2A2, whose product is annotated as mannosidase, alpha, class 2A, member 2. Gene Ontology annotation, biological process: protein deglycosylation; N-glycan processing; mannose metabolic process. NCBI's taxonomy places the organism in Eukaryota, Metazoa, Chordata, Mammalia, Primates, Cercopithecidae. Gene Ontology annotation, cellular component: Golgi membrane. The transcript has 23 exons. The coding region runs from base 269 to 3787 and encodes 1172 amino acids. The record is from RefSeq and is a predicted model, not a curated record. Gene Ontology annotation, molecular function: carbohydrate binding; alpha-mannosidase activity.